AUGGGCUGCGUCCUCACGACGUGCAGCGGGAGCAGCGACCCGCCGGCGAACGGCUUCCGCCAGCAGUACCUCCUCGGCGAGAAGAUCGGCGAAGGCGCCUUCAGCGUCGUGCGCAAGGCCAUCGAGAAGUCGUCCGGCAAAACGGUCGCGGUCAAAUGCUUCCGCAAGGCCAAGCUCUCGGAGCAGGAUGUCAAGGACAUUUACCUCGAGGUCGACCUCCUCAAGCAGAUGCACCACCCGCACGUGCUCAACCUCCACGCGUUCUUUGACGAGGCCGAGUACUACUACACGGUCAUGGACCUCGUCGAAGGCGGCGAGCUCUUUGAUCGCAUCGUCGAAAAGGAGUACUACACGGAGAAGGAGUGCCGGGACCUGAUCAAGAUCCUCCUCGAGACCAUCCAGUACUGCCAUGGUCUCGGCAUCGUCCAUCGCGACCUCAAGCCCGACAACAUCUUGAUGACGAGCCGGGACGACGACGCGUCGAUCAAGAUUGCUGACUUUGGCCUCGCCAAGCAAGACGCGAUGGAGAACAACAUGAUCUCGUCCUGCGGCACGCCCGAGUACAUUGCGCCCGAGAUUGCGCGCAACGUCUUCUCCAAGGAGAAGACGCCGUACGGCAAGGCGGUCGACAUUUGGUCGAUCGGCGUCAUCACCUACGUGCUGCUCUGCGGCUACACGCCCUUCCACGCCAACAACCAAGUGCAGCUCUUCCGCAAGAUCCUCAAGGGCCACGUCGAGUUCAACUCGCCGUACUGGGACGACAUCUCGGCGGACGCCAAGCACUUUGUCUCCAAGAUGCUCGUCGUCGACCCGACCAAGCGGGCGACGGCGGCGCAGCUGCUUGAAGACCCGUGGGUCGUCGGCCAAGACGUCUCGGACGCGCAGCUGCCAGGCGUCAUCAAGCGCAUGAACUCGCGCCGCCGCCUCAAGGCUGCGAUGGCCACGGUGCACAGCACGAUCGCGCUCUCCAAGGCCAUCGGCAAGGGCAGCGAGAAGGCCACGGUCGCGUAG
Molecule: messenger RNA, 1011 nt
Organism: Saprolegnia diclina VS20
Lineage: Eukaryota; Oomycota; Saprolegniomycetes; Saprolegniales; Saprolegniaceae
Product: CAMK/CAMK1 protein kinase
Exons: 6
Coding region: 1-1011 (336 amino acids)
Biological process (GO): protein phosphorylation
Molecular function (GO): ATP binding; protein kinase activity
Source: RefSeq, a predicted model, not a curated record